Molecule: messenger RNA, 1668 nt
Organism: Blastomyces dermatitidis ER-3
Lineage: Eukaryota; Fungi; Ascomycota; Eurotiomycetes; Onygenales; Ajellomycetaceae
Product: NOL1/NOP2/sun domain-containing protein
Exons: 2
Coding region: 1-1668 (555 amino acids)
Biological process (GO): rRNA base methylation
Cellular component (GO): nucleolus
Molecular function (GO): methyltransferase activity
Source: RefSeq, a predicted model, not a curated record
AUGUCAUUAUAUUCAGAUGCCGCAUCCAUUCUCAAGAACGGUUCUGGCACCGGUGGUUCAUUCAAAGCUCGCGUCUACAAUUCAAAACUCAGGUCACCUGCCGUGCAAGUUUACGCCUUGAUAACAGAGACGGCAAAAUGGGAUAUUAUCCUCAAAGAAGUGGUUGAGAAUGCCGGCUUCCUUUCUCUCGAACCAAAGCUCACCCCCCUCCUGUCGAUCCUCCUUGCCCACGAUUUGCUAUUCGCAAAAAGAGGCAUUGCCGCGCCAUCAAAUCAUCCCUUGCGUUUGGCCAUCGAAAGGCACAAAGUUCGGAUAAAAGCAGAGUUCGUUAGAUCUCGUGUGCGCCGUCGAUGUGCCUCCAUCGAAGAGCUCAAGGCGCUCGUCGCGAAACAGAAAAACCCUACUGGGGAAGGGACUACUACAUUGGUACCUCCCAGGUGGGUCAGGAUAAAUAAUGUGCUAACAACAUUUGACGAAGAGUUGAAGACAACAUUUUCAUCCUCCAAACUAGUCCACUCGUUAUCGCAGUUAGCAGCAGCUGCACCACAAUCAUACUAUCAAGAUCCUCAUAUCCCGGACCUUCUAGCUGUUCCACAAACUGCAGAACUAACGUCAUCGACGGCAUAUAAAGAGGGGAGGAUAAUACUACAGGACAAAGCAUCUUGCUUCCCGGCCUAUUUGCUCCUUGGAGGUGCUGUGAAACAAUGGACAGGAGACUUGAUGGAUGCUUGUGCGGCACCUGGUAACAAGACAACGCAUCUUGCCUCGUUGUUGUGUUCAGGCUCGGAGCAGUGUCGUGAUGAUCUAGUUGGCCCAGCUCCACAGAAGUGUAAAAUAUUUUCAUGCGACGCCUCGCAAGCCCGGUCAAAAAUUCUACAGCGGAUGGUGACUGUUGCUGGUGCUGGCAGGAUGGUUUCUGUCCUUGCUGGUCAGGACUUCCUUGCCAUAUCACCCGAGGAUAAACGUUUCCGAACUAUAGCAGGCCUACUUCUUGACCCUAGUUGUUCUGGGAGUGGUAUAGUUGGAAGAGACGACAUACCUCGCCUGGCUUUACCUAGUUCACAUAACCCAAAUCCUCGGAGCAAGAAAAUGAAGCGCACUGCGCUCGCACCUGUUCCUUGUACACAUGCAGACCCCGCGGCUGACGAAGAGGAACCAACACCCGCCAUCGAUCAUGACCGCCUCAUCAAGUUGUCUAACCUCCAGACGCGGAUCAUUGAACACGCAUUUAGUUUCCCGGCAGCUAGACGAGUCACAUACAGCACUUGCUCCAUACAUGCGCAGGAGAACGAAGUUGUUGUUUCGCGUGCGCUGAAGUCACCGGUAGCGCAACGACGUGGGUGGCGAAUCCUUUCAAGAAGCGAACAGGUUGAGGGACUGCGAAAUUGGAAAUACCGGGGUAUAAAAUCUGAGAAGCCUGGAGAUGGAGCGAGUGAAAGCUUGGAUUUGACUGGGACGGAAUUGGAAGCGUGCUUGCGGUGUUGGCCAAACGAUGAAGAGGGUACUGGAGGGUUCUUUGUUGCUGGAUUUGUUCGGGAUGGUGGUUUUGAUGGUGACAGUAGUGCUGCAGAUACCACAAUAUCGCCUGACAACAAGGGAAGUAUUGAAGAAAACAAUGACGAUGGGGCUCAAUUGGAAGAGGAGUCCGAAUGGGAGGGGUUUGACUAG